Molecule: messenger RNA, 2220 nt
Organism: Urocitellus parryii (Arctic ground squirrel)
Lineage: Eukaryota; Metazoa; Chordata; Mammalia; Rodentia; Sciuridae
Gene: Smox
Product: spermine oxidase
Biological process (GO): spermine catabolic process
Molecular function (GO): polyamine oxidase activity
Source: RefSeq, a predicted model, not a curated record
CGGACCGGGCGGGGUGGGCCGGGGACUCGAGGCGGAGCGGGGCCCCACACAGGCCGCGGCGGCUGGCUCGGGCCCCUACGGUCCCGGCGGCGGCUGGAGGAGGAAGCCAGACGGCUGGCGGAGGAGGGGAGGCGGAGGAGGCCGAGGCCACUAGUCGAAGACUCACUUCCCCGGCUCAGCAGGGAAAGGUUCCUAGAAGGCGAGUGCGGACGGUAUGCAAAGUUGUGAAUCCAGUGGCGACAGUGCGGAUGACCCUCUCAGUCGUGGCCUACGGAGAAGGGGACAGCCUCGUGUGGUGGUGAUCGGCGCCGGCUUGGCUGGCCUGGCUGCAGCCAAAGCACUUCUGGAGCAGGGCUUCACAGAUGUCACUGUGCUUGAGGCUUCCAGCCGCAUCGGAGGCCGCGUGCAGAGCGUGAAACUUGGACACGCCACCUUUGAGCUGGGAGCUACCUGGAUCCAUGGCUCCCAGGGGAAUCCUGUCUAUCAUCUAGCAGAAGCCAAUGGCCUCUUGGAAGAGACAACUGAUGGGGAGCGCAGCGUGGGCCGCAUCAGCCUCUACUCCAAGAAUGGGGUGGCCUGCUACCUUACCAACCGUGGCCGCAGGAUCCCCAAGGACGUGGUUGAGGAAUUCAGCGAUUUAUACAACGAGGUCUAUAACUUGACCCAGGAGUUCUUCCGGCAUGGUAAACCAGUCAACGCUGAGAGUCAAAACAGCGUGGGGGUGUUCACCCGGGAGGAGGUGCGAAAUCGCAUCAGGGAUGACCCUGACGACCCGGAGGCCACCAAGCGCCUGAAGCUUGCCAUGAUCCAGCAGUACCUGAAGGUGGAGAGCUGUGAGAGCAGCUCACACAGCAUAGACGAGGUGUCCCUGAGCGCCUUUGGGGAGUGGACGGAGAUCCCCGGUGCCCACCACAUCAUUCCCUCAGGCUUCAUGCGGGUUGUAGAGCUGCUGGCUGAGGGCAUCCCCUCCCACGUCAUCCAGUUGGGGAAACCGGUCCGUUGCAUUCACUGGGACCAGGCCUCAGCCCGCCCUCGGGGCCCUGAGAUUGAGCCCCGGGUUGAGGGCGACCAUAAUCAUGACACCGGGGAGGUUGGUCAGAGUGGAGUGGGUCCCCAGGGGGGCAGAUGGGAUGAGGAUGAGCAGUGGCCGGUGAUGGUGGAGUGCGAGGACUGCGAGGUGAUCCCCGCGGACCAYGUGAUCGUGACCGUGUCGCUGGGCGUGCUCAAGAGGCAGUACACCAGCUUCUUCCAGCCAGGCCUGCCGGCAGAGAAGGUGGCUGCCAUUCACCGCCUGGGCAUCGGCACCACCGACAAGAUCUUCCUGGAAUUCGAGGAGCCCUUCUGGGGCCCAGAGUGCAACAGCCUGCAGUUCGUGUGGGAGGACGAGGCCGAGAGCCGCACCCUCACCUACCCGCCGGAGCUCUGGUAUCGCAAGAUCUGCGGCUUCGACGUCCUCUACCCGCCUGAGCGCUAUGGCCACGUGCUGAGUGGCUGGAUCUGCGGGGAGGAGGCCCUCGUCAUGGAGAAAUGCGACGAUGAGGCGGUGGCUGAGAUCUGCACGGAGAUGCUGCGUCAGUUCACAGGGAACCCCAACAUUCCAAAACCUCGGCGAAUCCUGCGCUCAGCCUGGGGCAGCAACCCCUACUUCCGAGGUUCUUAUUCAUACACACAGGUGGGCUCAAGCGGGGCAGAUGUGGAGAAGCUGGCCAAGCCCCUGCCCUACACCGAGAGCUCUAAGACAGCGCCCAUGCAGGUGCUGUUCUCUGGUGAGGCCACUCACCGCAAGUACUACUCCACCACCCAUGGUGCUCUGCUCUCUGGCCAGCGCGAGGCUGCUCGUCUCAUCGAGAUGUACCGAGACCUCUUCCAGCAGGGGACCUGAGGGCUAUCCUCACUGCCUAGCGAGCAUGUUCCUUAAAGAACAACUAACUCGUGACUGCCAGCCCCUGCCCCUUGCUCCCUUGUGCCCCUAACUUCCCAAUCCUCUGUAGAAUGGAUUUUAAUCUUUGGUAGAGCUAGAUAAUCUGGCUGGCCUCAGACCCAGCCCUGUAGCUGUUCCUUUUCUCCAGACCAGGUGGUGACCCUGUGGGGCCCGUUGAUUUACCUCUGUGCUGGGAUGCUGACUCCUGCACCUCUCCUUCUCCCUCCUCGUUAUUGCAAGUGCCUUCAAUACUUUGCAUUUUGGGAUAAUAAAAGAGGCCACCCUUCCUGUGCUCCUCA